CAGAAUGAGAUGGGACCCAAGGAGGCAGGAUAGCUGUAGACACAAGGAUAUGCUGAACACAGGAUGAGUGGUGAUGAAGAAGUCCAAAGUGGGCGGAGUCUUCAUCUUUGUGAUCUGUCUGAUGGUCUACCUGAUGUUUGUGAAGCACCACUACUCCACCCGCAGACCCGACACCCACAGACCACCUCCACAUGUCCAGCAUGGACCGCACAGAAAUGAAGAGGACAAUGGUGACAGCUUCCAGUAUGGUGUCAUGUUUGAUGCUGGGAGCACCGGGACCAGAGUCCACAUCUUCAGCUUCCAGAUGGACCAAGGAGCUCCUAAACUGGACCAUGAGACGUUCAGAGCUAUUAAACCUGGGCUAUCGUCGUACGCUGAUGAUCCACAGAAGUGUUCUGCAGGUAUCAUGGAGCUCCUGAAUGUGGCGAAGUCCAGUGUACCUCUCUCCAUGUGGACCAGAACCCCUGUGGUUCUAAAAGCCACAGCGGGUCUGAGACUGCUGCCUGGACAGAAGGCUGACCAGCUGCUGGACACAGUGAGGGUUCUGUUCCAGGAGUCCCCCUUCCUGUCCCGAGAGGACAGCGUGUCCAUCAUGGAUGGAACCGAUGAAGGGAUUUCUGCUUGGAUCACCAUCAACGUCCUCACAGGUGGUCUUCACAGAGCAGACAUGCCCACUGUUGGAAUGCUGGAUCUGGGAGGGGGGUCGACUCAAAUCACCUUCAGCCCCCGCGAUGAGAAAACCGUCCAGACUUCACUGGUGGACUUCAUCCGAUCCGUCCAGAUGUUCAACACCACACACACCGUCUACACUCACAGCUACCUGGGUCUGGGUUUGAUGUCUGCUCGACUCGGAGUCUUAGGAGGCGUCCAGGGCCCCCUCGCCCCCCCAGGGGGCAGCACUGAGCUGCUCAGCUCUUGCCUUCCUCCAGACUCUUCAUCCAGGUGGGAAUAUGCUGACGUCGUCUACACCGUGAAGGGACAGAAGGCAGGUGAGCUGGCUUACAAGGCGUGCCUCACUGAGGUACAAAAGUUUCUGUACAGCAAAGUGAUGAAGGCGUCCGAGGCUGCAGACGUCCACUUUUACGCCUUCUCCUUCUACUAUGACCGCGCCGUCGACCUCGGGCUCAUCGAUGAGAAGAAGGGAGGAACCGUCAGAGUGUCGGACUACGUCCAUGCUGCUAAAAGAGUGUGUGGCGGUCUGUCCAUCGGUCCUCUGCAGAGCCCCUUCCUCUGUCUGGACUUGGUCUACAUCUCACUCCUGCUGCAGGGGCUCGGACUCCCCCCACACCAACAGCUCAGGCUGGUGAGGACCAUCAACCAGGUGGAGACCAGCUGGGCUCUGGGGGCCACCUUCCAUUACAUGGAGUCCCUGAAAAGACACUGAGACACAACACCUGCUGCUUUUAUUUUGAAGGGUUCUGCACAGGGUCCAGGUGUUGGAGAGGAGCUGAUCCAAAUAAUCUGAAAACGCCCAUCAGGUUCUGGUUCUGAAGUUG
This is a messenger RNA of Nematolebias whitei (Rio pearlfish), 1496 nucleotides long. RefSeq names its product ectonucleoside triphosphate diphosphohydrolase 6 (gene entpd6). The coding region runs from base 74 to 1384 and encodes 436 amino acids. Gene Ontology annotation, biological process: nucleoside diphosphate catabolic process. NCBI's taxonomy places the organism in Eukaryota, Metazoa, Chordata, Actinopteri, Cyprinodontiformes, Rivulidae. The transcript is spliced from 14 exons. Gene Ontology annotation, cellular component: membrane; Golgi apparatus. Gene Ontology annotation, molecular function: UDP phosphatase activity; GDP phosphatase activity. The record is from RefSeq and is a predicted model, not a curated record.